AUGCUAGUGGUAGGGGGUGGAAUAGUCCCCAGUUACCGGUUGAAAGAUACCGAUGAGAGUUAUCGGUUGAAAGAUACCGACGAUGAUUACCGGUUGAAAGAUACCGAUGAUGAUUACCGGUUGAAAGAUAUCGACGAUGAUUACCGGUUGAAAGAUAUCGAUGAUGAUUACCGGUUGAAAGAUACCGACGAUGAUUACCGGUUGAAAGAUACCGAUGAUGAUUACCGGUUGAAAGAUAUCGACGAUAUUGUACGCAAUCAUCCACCGGGUUGGGAUGCCCUAGGCCCAAUCAACCAUCGGGUUGGAAUACCAAUAUACUAUGGGUGUAGUCAACAACCGGGUUCGGAUGCUCUAGGCCCAAUCAACCAUCAGGGUCUGAGUCUGGAUUCUCAGAGGAAUUAUCUGGAUUUUUACAAGAACAGCUUGAAUCAGAAUCAAGAACUGUUGGAUUCACGAUAUGUAGCGGAAGAAGAGGAAGAUAGUCAAGGGUUUCGAAUUGGGUUGCAUGGGUUUCCGUUUCACGGUGGAUUAGCUGGAGAGGCGGCGGCGGCGGUGCAACCUCUGCUUCCGCCGCAGAAGAAACGGUCGUAUUUGUUUUCUUUGGUGGAAGACGAAAAUGCAACGGAUGAGAAAAUGGGAGGAAGUUACCAGUACGAACAUCAAGAACUCUGCCGGCGGCAGUCACCGGUGGGUGGGUCGUCGAGAUUGGGGUUGAGAAACUCCGGUGGCGAAAUUGUGGAAGUUCACGGUGGUCACAUUGUACGAUCAACUGGCCGGAAAGAUAGACACAGUAAAGUAUGCACCGCGAAAGGACCGAGAGACCGCCGUGUCCGCCUCGCCGCCCACACCGCCAUCCAAUUCUACGACGUACAAGACCGACUGGGGUACGACCGUCCGAGCAAAGCCGUCGACUGGCUGAUUAAAAAAGCCAAAGCCGCCAUUGAUGAGCUCGACGAGCUUCCCGCCUGGAAACCGACUUCCACCGCCGCCGCCACAAAUUCAACUUCAAUUUUGAAUUUUGAGCGAUACCCAAAUGAUUGUAUUAUUGAUAAUCAAAUGAGUAACACUCAAAAUUCAAGCUUUUUACCUCCAUCUCUUGAUUCAGACUCCAUAGCUGAUACGAUUAAGUCGUUUUUUCCGAUGGGUGGUUCCUCGUCACCGCACAACAGUAACUCGUCGGCAAUGCAAUUUCAUCAGAGCUUCUCACCGACGGAUGUUCUUUCAAGAAGUAGUAAUCAAACUCAAGAUCUAAAACUCUCUCUUCAAUCAUUCGAAGAUCCGAUGCUUCACCACCACCACCAACAAACCGAAGAAGGUAACAGUAUGUUUCUAGGUGGCUCCGGCUGGCCGGAGAGAAUGGUGGGUUGGGGCGGCGGUGUUUCCGGUGGCUUUCCCUUCAGUUCGCCGCCAACACAAACAACGCCGUUCCUACAGAAUCAUUUGUUCAAUAACAAUUCGCAGAGGGGACCCCUUCAGUCCAGUAACACACCUUCAGUUCGUGCUUGGAUCGACCAGCCACCGUUCAUCGGCGCUGCGGCAUUUGACCACCCGUCUUCUAUGUCCGGUUUCACUUCCGGCGUGAACAAGAGGAAGACGACGGCAUCUCUGAUAAACCGUCCUCUGCUUCCUCUGAUUCUCGCCAUUGAUUCACCUUCAUUCUUUUUAAUCUUCUCUCGAACAGGAUCAAUUACUAUUUUACGAAAACAGAGGAUGAAAAAGAUGAUUCAGCUUCACAGAGUCAAAUCAAUGGCCGCUACUACUACUUUUUCAAGAUUUUUGUAUUUUGUUUUAAUCGAGCAUAUGUUUAGCUCUAAUCUCCAUGCUAAAUUAUUUUUGAAUUACAUCUGUUCUUAGUUUAUGUACGCUAAUUGGGAUCGAAAUUAGUAUUCUGCUAAAACAGAGCAAUAUAUAUGUUUUGAUUAUGCAUUCUAUUCUUCACCAAACAUUGGAUAACAUAUUCUUGAUAGUGUUCCAACACAAAAUUGACCACUUUUGUGAUUGAUUGAAGCCAUAAGAUAAUGUUGGGAUGUUGCUCUUUUUUAGUGAUUGGUCAAUUGGAUGUGUGUACACUAGUUGAUAAACUGAAAGAGAAA
Messenger RNA from Lactuca saligna, 2093 nucleotides. Lineage: Eukaryota; Viridiplantae; Streptophyta; Magnoliopsida; Asterales; Asteraceae. The record is from the annotation of a GenBank genome assembly.